Hibiscus syriacus is the source of this 543-nucleotide messenger RNA. RefSeq names its product 60S ribosomal protein L37-3-like. Gene Ontology annotation, biological process: translation. Gene Ontology annotation, molecular function: structural constituent of ribosome; RNA binding. NCBI's taxonomy places the organism in Eukaryota, Viridiplantae, Streptophyta, Magnoliopsida, Malvales, Malvaceae. The transcript has 4 exons. The record is from RefSeq and is a predicted model, not a curated record. Gene Ontology annotation, cellular component: cytosolic large ribosomal subunit; ribosome. Bases 107 to 391 code for a protein of 94 amino acids.
AACCCUUGUUAGUUGGUCACCCAAUAUAAACCCAUCUCUUCUCCGCCGCCCUCUUUCUUAAUUCAACACCGUAUCUUAGGGUUUCUCCCGAAUCAACUCAGCUCCAAUGGGAAAGGGAACUGGGAGUUUUGGUAAAAGAAGGAACAAGACCCACACUCUCUGCGUCAGAUGUGGCCGCCGCAGCUUCCACCUCCAGAAGAGCCGUUGCUCCGCCUGUGCUUUCCCCGCUGCCCGUAAGAGGAAAUAUAACUGGAGUGUGAAGGCAAUCCGAAGAAAGACAACUGGAACCGGUAGGAUGAGGUAUCUUCGCCACGUUCCACGCAGGUUCAAGACCGGUUUCAGAGAAGGUACCGAAGCAUCGCCAAGGAAGGUUGCCGCAACUUCCGCUUAAAAGGUGAUUUGUAUUGGUAUUGAAGGUUUUGAGGAAAAAAGUUCUAUGGGAAACAUUUAGUCUUGAGGAGUGGUAUUAUGUUACAUUGGAUUUCUAGUUUAUAUUUUGAACAAUUAUUGAUGGAUCUACUGUUUGACUUAAUUUCUUCUUUC